This is a messenger RNA of Trichoderma aggressivum f. europaeum, 909 nucleotides long. RefSeq lists its product as uncharacterized. The transcript has a single exon. The record is from RefSeq and is a predicted model, not a curated record. The coding region runs from base 1 to 909 and encodes 302 amino acids. Lineage: Eukaryota; Fungi; Ascomycota; Sordariomycetes; Hypocreales; Hypocreaceae. Gene Ontology annotation, molecular function: lipase activity.
AUGGCCAGCUGGCAGGCAUAUGUCGCUUCGUGGAUGGUAUGGUGGAGGUUCAAGGGCUCUCUUCAAACCGUCAAGGCCCUUCGCCAGCGCAUUGAAACCGAUCGCCAGACCAAGAGCACGCGGCCUCCCGCGCAUCUGGAAACACGGUUCACCAUCGAGGAGCGCCAUCUCGGAGGCUGCACGCUGUAUGAUGUGGCGCCCAAGUCUGAGAUGCCGAACCAGGCCCGGAUUCUUUACCUCCACGGCGGCUGUUUGCUGUUUGAGAUUGAUGCCGCACAUUGGCAGAUGGUGGCGGCGCUGGCGGAGCGGCUGCGAGCCGUUGUGACGGUAGCGAUAUUCCCGCUGGCACCAGAACAUACCCUGAUGGAGAUUUUCGAUGCGGUAAGGCCGGUCUAUGAUGACCUUGCUUUGCCGUCGCAGGAUAAGACGCCGUUCUUUGUGGUGGGAGAUUCGACGGGCGGCAGCUUGGGCAUCUCGCUCACCCAGGAGGCGCUCAAAGCAGGACGGCCGGCGGCAUCUCGGCUCGCUUUCCUGUCUCCCUGCGUCGAGUUCACUUUUCACAACCCAGAGGUACGACAAGCCGCCCAGACGGAUCCGUGGCUGGAUAUCCCGGGCUUCGAAGAGGCGGUGCGCUAUCUUUGCCCGGAUGUGUCGCCGGACGAUGCGCGAGUGAGCCCUCUUCACGGAGAUGUUAGCCAGCUGCCGCCAACAAUGAUAUUUGCUGGAUCAACGGAGAUGUUGACGCCGGAUGUCAGGAAAUUUGUGGCCAAAGUAAGGGAGCAGGGACGGGAGAUUGAGUACGUCGAGGGAGAGGGCAUGAUGCAUGUCUGGCCGUUGGUGCAGUUUCUGCCAGAGGCGAGAGAGGCCGUGGAUAAGUUGGUGCGCUGGCUAGAGUACGGCAAGAGUUGA